UAUAUACACCACUCACAUUCGAUGUGUGUGGUUGCUCAGGAGGGAAAUGCUUACGGCUGCCUUUAGAAGCGAGUCCGCCAGCUGCAUGGAGAGGAAAGCAUGAGCAUGCAGCAGGACUAGCUGUCACCUGCCCUCUGCCUGCCCAGAGAGAGGGCCAGAGCGUCAGGGAGGAAAGAUGAUCCACCAAUGGUGCCAUCCUGCCGUUGGAUUCAGUAAGCUGUAAGAUCCUUAACUUCAGACACUGGCAAACAUCACAUGUUCUUCAAGUAGAGUUAUGAAAACAAAGAAACUGGUCAGGAGACUACAAACAGUGGAACUGUCCUUUCUGAGAUCCAGAGCUUCAACAUUCCUUGGGGGAAAAUGUGGACAAGGAAUCUUAUGGCAAGGGCCUUAUACGACAAUGUCCCAGAGUGUGCCGAGGAACUGGCCUUUCGCAAGGGAGACAUCCUGACUGUCAUAGAGCAGAACACAGGGGGACUGGAAGGAUGGUGGCUGUGCUCCUUACACGGUCGGCAAGGCAUCGUCCCAGGCAACCGGGUGAAGCUUCUGAUUGGCCCCGUGCAGGAGAAUGCCUCCAGUCAUGACCAGCCUGUGUCUGGACUGAUGCAGCAGACCUUUAGCCAACAGAAGCUCUAUCAAGUGCCAAACCCACAGGCUGCUCCCCGAGACACCAUCUACCAAGUGCCAUCUUCCUACCAAAAUCAGGGAAUUUACCAAGUCCCCACUGGCCACGGCACCCAAGAGCAAGAGGUAUAUCAGGUGCCACCGUCAGUGCAGAGAAGCCUUGGGGGAACCGGUGGGCCCCACAGGGGUAAAAAGGUGAUAACCCCCGUGAGGACAGGCCAUGGCUACGUAUACGAAUACCCAUCCAGAUACCAAAAGGAUGUCUACGAUAUCCCACCUUCCCAUACCACUCAAGGGGUAUAUGACAUCCCUCCCUCAUCAGUGAAAGGCCCUGUGUUUUCAGUUCCAGUGGGAGAGAUAAAACCUCAAGGGGUCUAUGACAUUCCACCUACAAAAGGGGUAUAUGCCAUUCCACCUUCUGCUUGCCAGGAUGAAGCAGGGUUUAGGGAAAAAGACUAUGACUUCCCCCCUCCCAUGAGACAAGCUGCGAGGCCGGACCUCAGACCAGAGGGGGUUUAUGACAUUCCCCCAACCAGCACCAAGCCAGCAGGGAAGGACCUUCAUGUAAAAUACAACUGUGACAUUCCAGGAGCUGCCGAACCGGUGGCUCGAAGGCACCAGAGCCUGUCCCCGAAUCACCCACCUCCACAACUGGGACAGUCAGUGGGCCCUCAGAACGAUGCAUAUGACGUCCCCCGAGGCGUUCAGUUUCUUGAGCCACCAGCAGAAACCAGUGAGAAACCAAACCCCCAAGAAAGAGAUGGUGUUUAUGAUGUCCCUCUGCAUAAUCCACCGGAUGCUAAAGGCUCUCGGGACUUGGUGGAUGGGAUCAACCGAUUGUCUUUCUCCAGCACGGGCAGCACCCGGAGUAACAUGUCCACAUCUUCCACCUCCUCCAAGGAGUCCUCACUGUCAGCCUCCCCAGCUCAGGACAAAAGGCUCUUGCUGGAUCCAGACACAGCUAUCGAGAGACUUCAACGGCUCCAGCAGGCCCUGGAGAUGGGUGUCUCUAGCCUAAUGGCGCUGGUCACCACCGACUGGCGGUGUUACGGAUAUAUGGAAAAACACAUCAAUGAGAUACGCACGUCGGUGGAGAAGGUGGAGCUGUUCCUGAAGGAGUACCUCCACUUUGUCAAGGGAGCUGUCGCAAAUGCUUCCUGCCUCCCAGAACUCCUCCUCCACAACAAGAUGAAGCGGGAGCUGCAAAGAGUCGAAGACUCCCACCAGAUCCUGAGUCAAACCAGCCACGACCUAAAUGAGUGCAGCUGGUCCCUGAAUAUCCUGGCCAUCAACAAGCCCCAGAACAAGUGUGAUGAUCUAGACCGGUUUGUGAUGGUGGCAAAGACAGUGCCCGAUGAUGCCAAGCAGCUCACCACAACCAUCAACACCAAUGCAGAGACCCUCUUCAAACCCGGCCCUGGCAGCUUGCAUCUGAAGAAUGGGCCGGAGAGCAUCAUGAACUCAGCAGAGUACCCACAUGGUAGCCCCCAGGUACAGCUGCUGCAUCCUGGUGACCACAAGGCCCAGGCCCACUCCAAGGCACUGCCUCCGGGCCUGGGCAAAGAGCAGGCCCCUGACUGUAGCAGCAGUGAUGGUUCUGAGAGGAGCUGGAUGGAUGACUACGAUUAUGUCCACCUACAGGGUAAGGAGGAGUUUGAGAGGCAACAGAAAGAACUAUUGGAAAAAGAGAAUAUCAUCAAACAGAACAAGAUGCAGCUGGAACAUCAUCAGCUGAGCCAGUUCCAGCUGUUGGAACAAGAGAUUACAAAGCCCGUGGAGAAUGACAUCUCGAAGUGGAAGCCCUCUCAGAACCUGCCCCCAACAAACGGUGGCGUGAGUGCCCAGGAUCGGCAGUUGCUGUGCUUCUACUAUGACCAAUGUGAGACCCAUUUCAUCUCCCUUCUCAACGCCAUCGACGCGCUCUUCAGUUGUGUGAGCUCAGCCCAGCCCCCACGAAUCUUUGUGGCACACAGCAAGUUUGUCAUCCUCAGUGCACACAAACUGGUGUUCAUUGGAGACACGCUGACACGGCAGGUGACUGCCCAGGACAUUCGCAACAAAGUGAUGAACUCCAGCAACCAGCUCUGUGAGCAGCUCAAGACUAUAGUCAUGGCGACCAAGAUGGCCGCCCUCCAUUACCCCAGCACCACAGCCCUGCAGGAAAUGGUGCACCAAGUGACAGACCUUUCUAGAAAUGCCCAGCUGUUCAAGCGCUCUUUGCUGGAGAUGGCAACAUUCUGAGAAGAAAAAAAAGAGGAAGGGGACUGUGUUCAUGGUUACUAAGGAAAACUGGAAAUAUUAUCUGGUUUUUGUAAAUGUUAUCUAUUUUUGUAGAUAUUUUAUAUGAAAAUGAAAUAUUUUAACAUUUUAUGGGUUAGACAACUUUCAGAAAUUCAGGGAGCUGGAGAGGGAAAUCUUUUUUUCCCCCUGAGUGGUUCUUAUGUAUACAUAGAAGUAUCUAAGACAUAAACUGUACAGAAACUUGUCCCCAUGCUUGUGUAUGCCUGUAUAUUCAUGUUUGUUUGUAGAUGUUUGUCUGAUGUAUUUCAUUAAAAAAAAAAUGAAUUAAGAAGCACCUUAGUAAGCACCUUCUAAUGCUGCAUGUUUUUGUUGUUAAAAGCAUGCCAGCUGGUUAUAAUAUUGUUCUCCGUGUACUUGUAAUGAUUCUGAGCCUGGCUCUGCCAAACCUGGGAAGCACGUAUGUUUGCAGGUGUUCACCUUCCAAAUGAGGAGCCUGGCAUUAUUCGUGUUUUGAAAACUCUUCACAAUUGACCAUUGUAAACACACGAUGGCCAAAUGCCCAAAAGCCCUCUUGCAGAGCAAAUUUCAGAAUAUAUCGGUGAAUCCAAGCUCUGAUAUUUCAGGUGCUGGAGGGAGGACAGACCUCUGUGUUUAGAGGCCAGGACCACAGUUAGGGUUGGGUUGUUUCAAUACUGAGAGAGCUACAGUAAAAGGAGAGCAACUGCCUCCCUGGGGCUAUUGGAUCUUCUGCAUUUGUGAGCAAUUCUGCCGUGAGGUUUUCCAAAAGAUGUUUUUUGAGUUGUAAAAACUGUAUUUGCAGCAAGGAUUCACAAAGACAUAAUCAGAUUAUGAUUGUUCACCAAAGCAGGGGAAUGGUUUGAUCUGCCAGUUGCAAGUAGAGGCCUUUCUGACUCUUCACAUUCACUUUGGUGCUACUACCCCCGUUACCUGAGGGAAACUGGCCAGGUCCUUGAUCAUGGGACUAUAGAGCCAUCAGGACAUAUCCUGCUCUCUAAGGGAAUUUAUUGCUUGGUUUUGCACCUUCUUUAAAACUCACACAUGCAGACCUGACACUCAGAGUGGCUAGUUACACAGAGUCCAUCCAAUUUUUACACCUUCGUGUGACCAGUGUGUAUAACCCCUACCGCUAUGUCACAGGUAGUCACAGCAUCCAUUCCACAGUAUGUCUCCUCACACCAGUUAGUACUGACACAGCACAGACACCAUAAGCCAACAAGUUCUUCAUGGGGCAGGUGAAAUACUGCUACCCCAUGGGUAAAUGCAUUCGUAUAUUACCAAGAGAAGAAACACGUUAUCUGUGAUCUUUUGGUCCAGUUCCUAUUUAGCAUUUUAUUCCAGCCUGUUUGGAAACAUGUUUUUAUUUGCAUCAUAUGCCUGAUUGAAUUAACCUUGCUUGUUGUAAACAACCAAAUCAUUAGAACAAAAAAAAAAGGUUAAAAAAACAAGAAUGUAUAAUCUCAGCGUGUUUUUAAAAAAAAUCAGUGGAAAUAAACGAUCAUAGAAGGUGCUUUUCAAAACAACUGCUACUAUAAUUUUCAAAGUCCUGCUCUGCCAAAAAAAGAUGAAAAGUCACACGUUAUAUGACAAGGAAAUGUGUAUGUGGAGAGAGGGUUGCUGAAAAUCAACAACACUUGAAGUUAAAAAGUGUGUCUUUGUAAAUUUCAUUGUAUGAUGUGUAAUUCUUAGGAGAUGGCUGACUUGAUUGAUCUACUCUAAGUGGAGACAUUUCGCAUUUUUGAAACCAAAAUGUUCAAUCUGUAUUACUCCUUGCCAUCUUGUAUGUAAAGGCUAUUUUAAAAUCAUUAAAUUUUUAGAUCUCUGUUUUGAUAA
This is a messenger RNA of Saimiri boliviensis boliviensis (Bolivian squirrel monkey), 4716 nucleotides long. RefSeq names its product neural precursor cell expressed, developmentally down-regulated 9 (gene NEDD9). Gene Ontology annotation, biological process: cell migration; cell surface receptor protein tyrosine kinase signaling pathway. Gene Ontology annotation, molecular function: protein binding. The record is from RefSeq and is a predicted model, not a curated record. Gene Ontology annotation, cellular component: plasma membrane; cytoplasm. NCBI's taxonomy places the organism in Eukaryota, Metazoa, Chordata, Mammalia, Primates, Cebidae.